Messenger RNA from Nerophis ophidion (straightnose pipefish), 992 nucleotides. RefSeq names its product neuromedin S (gene nms). Bases 476 to 805 code for a protein of 109 amino acids. Lineage: Eukaryota; Metazoa; Chordata; Actinopteri; Syngnathiformes; Syngnathidae. The record is from RefSeq and is a predicted model, not a curated record. The transcript has 7 exons.
AUGUAUGUAAAUACACACCAUAAUAAGUAAAUAUAUAUAUGUCUAUUUAUAAAUAUAUACAUAGACAAUAUUUACCAUUAUAUGUCAGUCAGUUUACAUUUCUUGAAUUUUUUGCGCUACUUUUGACCUGUGUUUUCACAGCCAUGAACUUCUUUUUACGCUUGCGCGCCAAUACCUGUUAAAUAAGAAGAACUUUACUGUCACCCUUUGCCACCAUUCAUCGCCAUCAUUUCCCAGAAGGGGCGGGAGUGUCAUCAUGGUGGGAAGUGUGUGUGUGUGUGUGUGUGUGUGUGUGUGUGUGUGUGUGUGUGUGUGUGUGUGUGUGUAGGUGUGCUCAUGCACGCAGGCCAAUAAUUGAUGUGGGAUGGCGGCGGCGUGCAGGAUGUCAGCCCUCAAAAGUCUGCAGCUCACGGCAGCGAGCGACGUGCACCAAGGAGCAGAAGAACUUUUUUGUUUCGUGGCGUGAAAGAAGACGAUGAACUUUCCCACAAUGCAACACUUGACUCUUGUGUGUUUGUUGUGCUGCUGCAGCUUCACACAUGGCAGUCCUUACAGCAGGUGGGAAGAUGACAUCGUUUUCAGAAAGCUACGAGAAGUUUCCAGUGAAGAAGAGAGUGGAUCUUCAUGGAGAGACCAGCAGCAGCAGGUCCAGAACCUUUUCAAGAGGUUCCUCUUCCAUUAUUCCAAAGCAAAGACCUCCGAUGGCCCACAAGAACUUCUGUCCGACUCCGUUCACCCGCUGAUGAGACUUUCACCACAACUGGCCCAGAGGAGGAAGAAGACCUUCGUGCUGCUGAAAAUCUGAGGCAACCAGCAGAGUGUGGAGGACCCAGAAGAAGACUAAAGUCCGAAGCGGACGCCAAAGGUCAACUUUCCGCUCGUGUGCCGAGAUACGAUAAAAACAUUUGAUGAGGUUCCCGGCAGACGAGCUCCAUGCUUGGAAACACAACUCUGAGUGCGGCACUUUUGCACAAUAAAGAGUCGCACAAUCA